UGAAUUUCCAUGAAUUGAUCAAACUCAUCAAUUUCUUCAGAGAAAAAUCAAUGGAUGAAUACUUUUAGCCAACAUUAUUCGGCAGUCAAGAUUGUGAAGAAUUUUUUCGCCAUUUGAGAUCAUUGACUACUUUGUGUUCAACAAUUGUUAAUUUUCAAUGCUGGACUUAUUGCAUAGAGUUCAUAGAGUAGACUUUAUGAACUAUGCAGAAAAUAUACUGCAAUGUUAUGGAGUCAAUUCGAAGAAGAGUUCCAAAACCUGCCAGACAUUUCAACUUCCGGGCCUAGAGGAAAUCGAACAAACUGUUCUGAAUGCCCAAGUUGACGCUGAAAAUGAAAUGUUGCACCUGGGUCUUCAGGCUGUGCAUCCUAUCUCAGCCUCGAUCUCAGCAUUAUUUCCUGAAAUAAGGUCUGAAAUUCCUUUUGAAACACCCAUCACGAACGAAGAACGGAAUGAUGAUGAAGUCAAUACAUAUGCUGAUGCAGAUGUUGACUUGGAUGAUGAGCACAACUAUUUGGAUCUCGAUUUGGAUCAUUUGGAUAUAACUGUGGCUUCAAACGGUGAUUCCAGCAUGCAUGCCGAGAUGUAUGUACCUUUGGAUGUUGAAGAUGAAUUGCGGCUUAUGCUAGGAGAAAGCGCUAACAACAUUGAAAUUAAACAUCUCAUCAAGGAAAAUGUAUCAAUUAAAUCAUCACGACUGUACUUCAAAAUGCAGAAUUCAGAUGGAAAAGAAGUUUUUGUGAAAAAGUCAACUGUCGUUUGGUUGUUUAACAAUGUUAAGGAUACCCCCAGUCUGGAGGAACGCAUGAUGAAAUUCAUAUUGGAGAUUGGUGUGAGUUUAAAUAUAGGGCACAUGGAAGAACACGAGUCGUGUAUGGUAAUGUGGUAG
Toxorhynchites rutilus septentrionalis is the source of this 889-nucleotide messenger RNA. RefSeq lists its product as uncharacterized. The coding region runs from base 158 to 889 and encodes 243 amino acids. NCBI's taxonomy places the organism in Eukaryota, Metazoa, Arthropoda, Insecta, Diptera, Culicidae. The record is from RefSeq and is a predicted model, not a curated record. The transcript has 3 exons.